AUGGAACGGGAGGCGUCGACGUGGGGCCUCGAACCCCGGGAUGUGCAAAGUCCUGACGAAGUGGGGCCCGAAGGGUUCCUCAAAGGCAACAUGCGUGAGAAUGAGGAAGAGGAAAUUUCUCAGCAAGAAAGCACUGGGGACUAUGAGGUCGAAGAGAUACCUUUUGGGCUUGAACCCCAGAGCCCUGGGUUUGAGUCACAAAGUCCAGAGUUUGAACCCCAGAGCCCCAGGUUUGAAAGCCCAGGUUUUGAGCCCCCAAGCCCUGGGUUUGUGCCCCCAAGCCCCGAAUUUGCACCCAGAACCCCUGAUUCAGAUUCUGAGAGCCCUGAGUUUGAACCACAAAGCCCUACUGGGUAUGAGCCCCAAAGCCCUGGGUGUGAACCCCGGAGCCCUGGGUAUGAGUCCCGGAGCCCCGAGUUCAAAACCCAAAGCCCCGAAUUUGAAGCUCAAACUUCCAAAUUCCAGGAAGGUGCAGAGAUGCUUCUCAAUCCCGAGGAGAAGGAUCCCUUGAGCGUCCCCCUGGGAGACCAUCCCUUGGACUCCUUCACACAGGGGUUUGGGGAGCAGCCCGCAGCAGACCUUCCCCUGGGGCCACCUUUUGAGAUGCCCACAGGGGCCCUGCUGACUACACCCCAGUUUGAGAUGCUCCAGAAUCCUCUGGGCCUGACAGGAACCCUGAGGGGUUCGGGCCGGCGGGGUGGCCGGGCCAGGGGUGGACAGGGCCCUCGGCCCAACAUCUGUGGCAUCUGUGGGAAGAGCUUCGGCCGGGGCUCCACCCUGAUCCAGCACCAGCGAAUCCACACGGGUGAAAAGCCCUAUAAAUGUGAGGUCUGCAGCAAGGCCUUCUCUCAGAGCUCCGACCUCAUCAAGCACCAGCGCACCCACACGGGGGAGCGGCCCUACAAGUGUCCCCGCUGCGGCAAGGCCUUCGCCGACAGCUCUUACCUGCUUCGCCACCAGCGCACUCACUCUGGUCAGAAGCCCUACAAGUGCCCUCACUGCGGCAAGGCCUUCGGAGACAGCUCCUACCUCCUGCGGCACCAGCGCACGCACAGCCACGAGCGGCCCUACAGCUGCCCCGAGUGUGGCAAGUGCUACAGCCAGAACUCCUCCCUGCGCAGUCACCAGAGGGUGCACACCGGGCAAAGGCCCUUCAGCUGUGGCAUCUGCGGCAAGAGCUUCUCCCAGCGCUCGGCACUUAUCCCCCACGCCCGCAGCCACGCCCGCGAGAAGCCUUUCAAGUGCCCCGAGUGCGGCAAGCGCUUCGGCCAGAGCUCCGUGCUGGCCAUCCACGCCCGCACCCACCUGCCCGGCCGCACCUACAGCUGCCCCGAUUGCGGGAAGACCUUCAACCGCUCCUCCACGCUGAUUCAGCACCAGCGCUCCCACACCGGCGAGCGGCCCUACCGGUGUGCGGUGUGCGGCAAGGGCUUCUGCCGCUCCUCCACGCUGCUGCAGCACCACCGCGUCCACAGCGGGGAGCGGCCCUACAAGUGCGAUGACUGUGGAAAGGCCUUCUCGCAGAGCUCCGACCUCAUCCGCCACCAGCGGACCCACGCCGCUGGCCGUCGCUGA
Molecule: messenger RNA, 1575 nt
Organism: Pipistrellus nathusii (Nathusius's pipistrelle)
Lineage: Eukaryota; Metazoa; Chordata; Mammalia; Chiroptera; Vespertilionidae
Source: the annotation of a GenBank genome assembly